GCAUAAUGCAAUUGUUAAUUUUAGCUCCUUGCGUGGGUGCCGUUCUGACUUGAACAGCCGGCUGUAGCCUUCAUUAGAGAAGAAGCAGGCAGCUUGAGACAGGUGGAACUGAGUGGCGCUGUGAACGUGAUUUGCUGGAAGCUGGUUGACGAUGAUGUGUCACAGUGUGUAGGGGCACCACAUGGAGAUGGGCAUUCCGCACUGUUGACGGGGACAUGGGACUCCAGCUGCCUCUGAUCAUUUGUGUGGAUUUUCUCGGUGUAGAACGACAGAAGCCGCUAGUAAGUCACCAAGACCUACAGCAGAAACUCUGCACGAAAGGGCAAAAGGCUUUUUUUUAAUUUGCAUCUGUGAGGAUGUCUGAGCAAGGAGACCUGAACCAGGCCAUAGUGGAGGAAGGAAGGGCUGAGCAGGAGGUGGCCACUCCAGAGAAUGGCAUUGUUAAAUCAGAAAGUCUGGAUGAAGAGGAGAAGCUGGAGUUGCAGAGACGGCUAGCGGCUCAGAAUCAAGAGAGAAGAAAAUCCAAGUCAGGAGCAGGGAAAGGCAAACUGACUCGCAGCCUUGCUGUCUGUGAAGAGUCCACCAGACCAGGAGGCGAAAGUCUUCAGGAUCAGGAAACAAUUCAUUUACAGCUUUCCAGUUUUCCCAGCCUGCACGAGGAGGAAAAAUCUAGGAAAGAUGACACUGAAAGAGAAAAAGAAAAGGAUAAGAACAAAGAUAAAUCCUCUGAAAAGCCCAAGAUCAGAAUGUUAUCAAAAGAUUGUAGUCAAGAAUAUACAGAUUCUACAGGCAUAGACUUACAUGAGUUUCUGAUUAACACUUUAAAGAAUAAUUCCAGGGACAGGAUGAUUCUCUUGAAAAUGGAACAGGAAAUUAUUGAUUUCAUUGGUGACAACAAUAACCAUUAUAAAAAGUUCCCUCAGAUGUCAUCAUAUCAGAGGAUGCUGGUCCACCGGGUGGCAGCUUACUUUGGGUUGGAUCACAAUGUGGAUCAAACGGGAAAAUCUGUCAUCAUCAACAAGACCAGCAGCACUAGAAUCAUACAUGAAGAUAUGGACAGCUAUUUUGAAGAGAAUGAGAGACAUUAUGGCUGCCAUUGUUGAUUUCCCUAUUGUCUGGUUUUGAAGGCCUAAAAUGCCUUAAUUAUCCUGUUUGAUCAGUUUAAUACUACUUUGGUUUGUAUGAAUUCAUUGUGUGUGAAGAUAUGAAUAACUAUUUAGAAGGAAACAAGAGACAAUAUGAUAGACAGUGAAGAUCUCCUGUUGCCUUGCUUUAAAAGCUGUGUCUCUACAUUGUUUUCUUCUGAUCUGCUUUGUUGUUGUGUUGUUUAGUUUUACCCUCUUUAAAAUAAAACUUAAAAAAGAAAAAAGAAAUUAAUAUGCUUUAAUAAAGAUGCAGCCAUACAUUAUUAAUUGAGUAUUGGAUGUGGAACGAAGUGAAUGCAGCAUGUCAAGAGCUGUGCCUUCUGUCCAAGUACCAUCAGGAGACGGGUGUAUUCUUAACCAUGUUGAAUCAAAUAUCACAUUGAAGAAAAAGACUAGAUUAUUUAUUUAUGAGUUUUCUUAGAAAAUGCCAUUGGGGUUUUUAAAAUACAAGGAAUGUAGUAUUUUCCUAAGGUAGUCCUAAAUCUUAAUCAUUGACUAAAUCCUAUAAUUCAAUAUACCUCAAAUAGCAGUCAUUUUUAAAGAUUGUUUGACAUUUAUGAGAUAAAACUUGAAAUGUUUAAAAAUUUCAAGAACUGAGAGAAGUAUUUAAUGUUGGAUGUGUACUUGAGAGUGGAUUUGUACAUUAUUUCAUAGGUAUUUCUUGUAAGAUCAUAUACAGACAAUUUUGAAGAGUUGUCUCUCUUUGAUACAGCUUUGUGCUGUUGACAGUAGUGUUUCUUCAUAGAAAUAACCAAUUUAUAUGCACAGUUGAAGAAAUAUGCCUGUUUUGUUAAGCUAAAUAGAUCUAUUAUGUGUAUACAUUUUGAUAUUGCAACACUAUAUUCAAUAUGCUUCUUGAAUAACCAAGGUCACAUCCUGAGCAUAUGAAAUUAUCUUAACAAGUUUCUUUUUUCAAAUUUUGCACUUAUCUUUUCUUAAAAAAAUAUUUUUCUAUAUCAUUACUACUUGAUCAUUUGAAAUAAAAAAAUCAAGUUGAAUGUUAUCAUUUUGUUAUUAUUUCCAGAAAGGAAUGAUUUGGCUGUACUAAAAGAUCUUAAAAUGAUAGGCCAAGACUAGAAACAGGAAACAAAAUUAAGUCUGGCCUUUUUUUAAAUAGCAGUAAGAAUUGAUUUAAAAAGCAAAACAUCUCAAUAUCCAUUUUGGCUGAUUACAAAAUAACACAUGCAAUGGAAGAAUAUUUUGUCAGUAUUCAAAAUGUAAUUGCAUUUUAAGUCUAAAUAAUCCAAUCAUUGGUUAUAAAUCACUAUUAAGUUGUUGAAUUGAUUUCUUAUCUUUUUGAGCUAAGAGUUUUCAUUUUCUGCUGUUGUAUAGUAAGACAUAAUAAUCACAAAAUACAAAGAAUUAGAGAUAAAAUUACCUGUUACUUUACCAUUCAAAGAUGCCUACUGUUACUAUUAUCCUUCUAAUUAUAUGUUAUGAAUUUUGACAUAAAUAUGGUCAAGCUACGUCCAUGAUUUUUAAAAAUGUUUUAUGUACUGGUUAGUAUCCUAUCACUUUUAAAAACUACAUAUUACAUCUUACAUACCUUCAGUUACUAAUCCAGUGCAAUACAGAUUCUUACUGUGUUGUUUAGAACAGUAGAUCUCUGUAUCCACUAAUUGCUAUUUCUUUUGUAUUAAUACUUAAAAAUUGAAUCAAAGUAAUAAUAAUAAUAAAUGUUUAUGUAUUUUCAGUUUUCAGGGGGAAAAUGUAACUGAAAUUGCAAUUGAUUUCCUCAAAAAUAUCACUUAAUUUUAUUCACUAGCUACACAGCUUCUCCAUCCCUGAGCAAAAUCUAAUUAAGAAACAAUGAUGCCUUGAUUCUAACUUUUCAGUUUGAGGGUGCCAAGGACCUGAUGGGAUGUACCAAUGCUCUUCAGGACACACCUUCAAUGAGUUUCACAAUAGAUAUGUGCUAUGAGUUGUAGAAUAGCUUAAUUUUUUUAUGGGAAAAGGAAAUUGUUUUCCACAUAAAAUAAGGCCUAAUUAUUAUUUUCCAUGCUCUUUGAUGAUAAUCAAGAGACAGGUAGAAGUAAUGCUCGCACAGCAAAAUCUAACAGAAGUGAAAACUUAAGCAAUGUGUGACUCCCAGCCAUGAGAUGUGUAGUAAAGUCUAGUCAUAACCAAUUUAGUCAAUACCAUGACUUUGGUAGCUUUGAGAUUUUGUUCUUGGAGUUACAUUCUCAUAUUAAUAAAUUAAAAGUAAUUCAUUAUCAUUGUAUAUGUAGACAUGUAACACAUUAUUUUACUUUCAUUUUAUAGCUUAGAAAAUGUUGCUAUGAUGUUAAAUUAGUUGGAGAAGGGAUCUUUAAAAGCUAUACUACAUUACAGGUGAUUUUCAGCAUAGUCAUUGUACACUUGUGUGUCUUAGUUUGCAUGAAUUUAAACUGAAAACUGCCCUUCAGUACUAGAGUCAUAAAUAGUUCUCUAUAAUACCAACCCAGAGAAAUCUUAUUAGUUCAUCUCAAUUCUUUCUAAGCCAUCUGCUAAUGGUUAUUUCAUGAUUACUCAAAAUAUUUUUCAAAUAAAAAUAAAAGGCUAUUAAUUUGAAAUAUUGCAUCAUAAUUUUGGAAAAAGAUUAACAAGAGAUUUGAAAAGAAGUUAUUGAGGGCAACCUACUUGGGACCCUUCUGUCUCUUUUUCAUACAGAAGCUUUCUUUCUCUCAAUAAAUAUAGUAUGCUCUUAAAAAAAAAAAAAAGAAAAGUAGUUACUGAGACAGGAAUUUGCAUGAUUUAUUUAUAGCAGAAAAAGAAAUACCAUGGUCUACAUAUUUCACAUUAUUGAUCAAAUCUUUUGUCGCUUUUUCUAUAUUUCCUGAAUAUAUCCAAUUAUGAAAAAUAAAUAAACGACAUUGUAAAGAAAUUAAAAUUAAAUUACAAAAAUAAUAUUUAGAUAGCUGAUGUUUUAAACAGAUUUUCUCAAACUAGGAAAGCUAAAAUUUUCUUUUUCACCUAUUUCUUUUCUUUAGAUAGCCUUAGCAUGAAACUCAAACACAAUUUCUAAAGAUUUUCUUGAUGUUCUAAUUUUGUUUUUUGAGGCAAAUUUUCCCUGUGCAGCCCAGGCUGGCCCCAGACUCACAAGUGAGGCUCCUGCCUCAGUCUUCCGAGCUGGGAUGACAGGCACGCACAACCACACAGGCUGUCUCAGCCUGCAUUUAUAUUCGUAUUAAGAUCUUCUCAUUAGAUUAGAUCUAAUUAUUAGAUCUUCUCAUUCUGUUUUAUAGUCACAAAGUAUUUGAUUUCAUACUUUAUUAAGCAACUUUAUGGGUCUGAUUAUGAAUUAUAGCUAUUUGUGGACCUCUUGCCAAAUUUUCAUUAACUCAUACAUUGAUUAAUUUAUUCAUUCAGCUGAUGAGGCAUGGAUCUAGGCACUAAGGAUUAAGUAUUUUUAAGUGUAUUUAUUUAUUUGAGCUGAAGGCUCACUGUAUAGCACAGACUGGCUUGAAACUUGCUUAUAUAGUCCAGGCUGUUCUCAAUUACAUGGUGAUCCUCUUCCUCAGCCUUCUGAGUGCUGGGAUUACAGGCACGCAUCACCAUAUCUGACUAGGACUAAGUAUUUUUUAAAAGGUUUGCCUAUGUAGAUUUUGCCUUCUCGUUUCUGUUAGUAUCCUGAAAUAUCAUUCUAAUACUUUAAAGAAGCAUUUGGUCUAACACAGAUUUACUUAUGCUAAGAAUGGAAAGGCUGACAUCCUCAGAUCGUUUAUUUCUACAUGGAUGAUUACAACUGUUAGAAACAAAUAAAAACUUGUUUCUGUGAAUUUAAGGAAAUAAUUCUAUAUAUUGGAGCAUUCUAGACUACAGAGACUGGGAGACUGGGGAUAUUACAAGAAAACUAAUGAACAUUUAUGCAAUCUAUAUUUUUAUUUAAGUAAUUCCAAAUUCACUUGCUAUGAAAAACAAAUGAUAGGAUGAUAUAUAAGUGAUAGUAAAAAUAAAUUCUGGAGGAUUUCUAUUAUUUAUGGUAUGUACACCAUGCAUGAUACUAUUAUGAGACUUUAAAAUUGAAACAACUAAUUUAAGCAUACUGUGACUAUUCUAUACCAAACUAUGUUUCAUUUAUCAAAGCAGUUUGCAUGACUGCUUCACUGGGAAGCACGUGUUCACUCAUUACUGAGGUUUUGAUUUUAGAUGUCAUAUUCCCACUUCCAGACUGCUUGUCAUAUUUUAUUAUGUAUUAAUUUUAGUGCAAAUUGUUUACAUUAGUCACCAACAUGAUGUUAUGUAAGAUCACUAUGCUUUUAAUUGAAGUUUCAGGUUGACCAGCCCAAAGUGUUUCAGUGUGAUCAGAGAGGGCGGCACCCGAUCAGAGUGAGCCCGGGCCAAAGCUGUUCGAGGGCUACAUUUUAGUGAGCAAAUCUAUAAAGUGGAAGUCAAAAACAUUACUGAGAGAUAGCAUCCUUCUCUUUAAAAGGAGGCAAAAAGUAUUGACCUCUGCUGCAACAAAAUUAUAUUAAAUUUAAAGAUAAAUCAGAGAGCAUCACUUCACAAAAAAUGCAGUUUCAGAAACUGUAUUUGUUAUUAUUACAAUUUCUACUGCUCUCUGCCCAUCAAUAUUUUAUAACUUAUCUACAGGUUUUAAGGAAAGAAUGCUUCAUAUCAGCUUUUGAAUACUAAGCUUAAGCUACUCCUUUAUGUCCCCAAGUGUUUGAUUAUUUUGAAGAGGUAUGUAAAAGAUGAAAUUUUCUUUUAAUUACUGAUCAUCCACCUUAAACUUUAGACACCGUAAAGUUGCUUCCCAUGAUGAAAGCCAAAACGAAUCCUCCAGGUACAGGACACUCCUGUACUUUGGAAGUAGUACAUCAUCAGAUGUGAAAGAGGCAUUUUAAUGAGAGUCAUAAAUUGUAACUAUUUCCAAACUAGGGACAAUUGUUUUAGCACUUCUUCUGCAGUUGAGCCCAGCCCAAGACAUUCACUGAGUUCUAGUACAUGAAGUGACAGUCACAAGAAAUUAAUGUAGGAACACAUACUUUUCCUUUAAUAAUCUCAGAUUUGAAAAGAAUGCCCAAAAAGUCAAUGGGCUAAUCAAUAACAUGUAACUGAUUUGAACGUUUCUCCCAUACAAAUCAACCAUUAAAUUGUCUAAGUUAAACAUUUUCAGUUUUCCUGGUCACUGAACUGAUUUAUAGGACAUGGUCAAGAAUAUUAGAGUCCAGUGGACCCAGGUUUGGGAGCAUUUAUCACUGCAGAAAAGAAAGAGAUAACUUCGGAAAUGAUUUUUCCUGUGGAUUUUUAAGACUCCUGAGGUAAUGGGAGGGAAAUGUUUUAGGUUUCAAGGUCCUGGCAGAUCAAUGUACUCUCAAGUUCUAAAUUUGCUUUAAAAAAUGAGUGGGAAUUUGUUUGAAUUCAGGAAUGAUGGAGAGCUAAAUAAGUACAGAAAAUAUCAAUACAAUAUACAUGUGUGGGCUUUUAAAAUUUUUCUUAACUUCAGCAUGGCGACCAGCAUGCAGUAAACCAGACUCUGAAUUCAAUACAGCAAAAGGUAUUCUAAUGACAUAUGUGGAAUUACAUAUUGUUACCUACUUGUAUAUUGCCAGCAACUCUAAUAUCAGAAUCACAUGUAAACUUUUAAAAGAAAAUUAAAUGCCACUAUGGGGGAAAAUCAGCACUAAAAAAUAACUUUAAAGGGAAAAAAAUUUUUUAUUGAUAUGUUUUACUUUGCUGGCAGACCAGAGCAAAGGUUUUGUGAACAUUUAAAA
This is a messenger RNA of Cavia porcellus (domestic guinea pig), 6841 nucleotides long. RefSeq names its product cAMP regulated phosphoprotein 21 (gene Arpp21). Gene Ontology annotation, cellular component: cytoplasm. Bases 357 to 1103 code for a protein of 248 amino acids. Gene Ontology annotation, molecular function: nucleic acid binding. Lineage: Eukaryota; Metazoa; Chordata; Mammalia; Rodentia; Caviidae. The transcript has 10 exons. The record is from RefSeq and is a predicted model, not a curated record.